AUGCGCUACUUCAUAAUCUCGGAUGAGGGCGGCAACCCCAUCUACUACGACCACAAGGAUGGACGCCUGCUGAGCCUCGUGCUUGUGAAUACACACAUCAUGAUGAAGGAAAACCUCGGCCAGCGCUUCAAAUCCAUGACUUGCGGCCACACCCUCUUCGUCUUCCAGAAGUACGAAAAGCUGAGCUACCUCGUCGUCAGCGAUCAAGGCGAGUCAGAGAUGUUUCUGCGCAGCCUCCUGCGUCAGAUAUUCGAGCACAUGGUGAUGGUGUUCGGCAGGCAAGCCAUCGAAGAGGGCAAGUACAGCACUUUCUCUCGACACAAGCUCACGAUCCAGCACAUCAUCGACACUCUGUGCGCGCUCUCUGAUCGCCAGCAGUCCCUGCUCGUGCGAGCAACGGAGCGGCUCGAGGUGGACGACCGAACGCGAGGCGAAUGCUUCAAGGCCCUCAAGAACGCGCUCAAGCAGGAGCCACUGGCCACGCAUGGCCUGCUCUUCGUGGGCACCAAGCUGCUGGCCACCUACUCCAAGAACAAGGCGCCGGACAUUGACCCCAGCGACAUGCUGCUGCUGAUCAACGACUUCAGGGCCACCUUCCACCCCUAUGAACGCGAAGUGGAGGAGACCGUGAUUCCUGCGGCGGACUACUCCCAGGUGUCGGGCACCCUCUCAACGCAAGAGAGCGGGGAGCGGGACCGAGACGAGGGCUUCGUGUCCGCCUCGGAAGAGCUGACCUGGGACGAGGACGGCAAGUUCACGCAGGACAACAUUCGGCUACUGAGCACGGAGAUCUGCGAGGGCCUCUACGACAAGGUGUGCCUCAAGGCGCAGGAGCUGGAGAAGGAGAAGAACGUGCGACAGAUGCAGAAGGAGCGGGAGAAGAUCAACCAGUCGUCGGAGUCCUUCAAGCGCCUGUUCGUGGGCGCCGACGACAACGGCCCUCUGGGCAACAACGGCCGGUCGUCGUUGAACCCCUCCGCGGGCAACACAACGGCGAAUGCCACACAUGCCGCAAAUACCGCCGAAGAGGAUGACGUCAGCACCCGACGGAGGAAGAAGAACAUUCGGCGGAAGAGCAGCCGUGCGACAUCGAAGGACGCCAGCGGGGAGCGGUGGGACGAGCGCAUCGAGCAGUGGCGCGAGGAGCAGCGGGAGAAGGAGCUCGACAAGCGAAAGCAGGAGAGCGAGCGGGAGGAGACGGUGGAGAGCGGCAAGGACAUCCUCAUCGCCGACUUCAUGGAGAACCUCGACAAGGGCGAGUUCAAGAUCGGACUCAACGGCGACUGCGUCCUGCUGCUUCAGGAGAUGCUCCACCUGAUCUCCUUCUUUCCCGGGGCCUUGGACGGAAACUACGGCGAGAAGUCCGCCCUCUCCGUAUCGGCUUUCCAGGAGACGUCACGGAUUCCGGUGAAUGGGGCCGUGGACCUGGUGACGGCGAAGCUGCUGCUGGAGCAGGUGCUGACCCACUUCAAGAAGCCCAAGGCCACCAAGAAGAAGGUGGCCUUUGUCGACGACGACGGCGUGGCGCCAAGUUCGUCCGUCGACGCCGACACCGACGCCGACGGGCUGCUGCACCUGAGCUCCGGAGCCAGCGAUGUCGACACCGAGGGCGGCGGCGGCGGCGGCAAGGCCAAGGAGUCCUCCGACGAGGGCGCCGACAGCGACGCAGGGAAGCAGGGGGAGCGAAGCAGCGGGAGCAGCGACGACGACGGGAGCGCGGGGCGGAGCAGGGCCAACAAGGCCGACGAAAUGGAGCCGGAGAGCAGCACCGCCGACACCGAGCGACGGCCGCUGCGAAUCGAUGGCGAGGACGACGACGACGACACAUUUUUGAUCGAGGGCUCCUCCUCGCAGGGUGAGCCAUUCGUGCGCACGAACAGGCCUUUGAUACCAUCGAGCCCCGUGGACGGCACCGCCAUGCUCGCCAAGGAGCCCAAGUUGAAGCUGGGGCGGGAGGACUCGUCGUCAUCGGACGAGGCCGGGUUCGUGUCGCCGCUGGCCUCGCCCCACAACGUGGCGCCGCACCGAUCGCUGAAGGAGGAGAUCGAGCGCGAGAAGGAGCGGGAGCGGGACCGCCUCGACGACGCGCGGCAGCGGCGGGAGGAGGCCGCCGAGGAGGAGGCCGAGCGGCGCGCGCAGGGCGGACCUUCGCAGGCGGGCGACUCCGAAACCAGCGGCGCCGACGCGCAGCACAAGCGGGAGCGGGCCACCGUCGGUGAGUCGAGCGAGGACCUGGGCCUCUCGCUCGAUGACGUCGACUUUGAUCACCCGUUCCCGGAGCUGGACUACAACCUGCGACAGCCGUUCGACCCGGAGAACUCCACGUCGUACAAGCUGCUGCACCUCCGAACGCCCAAGUACACACCGCGAUGGGUCUACUACGCCGAACUGGAGCGAAUGACUACGCUCGUCAUCAUCACCUCCAAUCACCCGUCCAGCGGCGCCAAGGGCCAGCCGGCGGAGAGGGACCGGCUGGACGAGAUAAGGGACCAGCUGCGGGGCAUGAUCCGCAACUACGCCACGUACCUGAUCACCAAGGAGCACACCCACCUGCCCGUGCUCUCCUUCCUCCACCAGUUCCCGGGCCUCAUCCACUUCAUCUUUGUCGACCGAACCUUCAAUCGGGUGAUCGCCCCGCCCAUCACGGCCGUGCACGGGCCGGUGUACUCGCCCAAGCCGGAGGAGGCCCUGCGCAUGAAGCUCAUCCUCCGCUCCAAAGUGUGGGACAUGUGCUAUCGGGCGCAGCAGCAUCUGUCGGAGGGUCACCACGCCAUGACGAUGAAGUCGGGCGCGUUCCAGUACUCGUACCGGCUGUGGGUGGAGGACAUGGAGGGCUUUGAACUGCCCUUCAACCACGACCAACCCUUCAUUGCGCAGAGAGGGCCGCAGACGCACAAGUAUUACAAGAAGCUGGUGGAGCACAUCUUUCCGUCGCGGAGCGGGCUGCGGUGCUACGAGCUGUACACGCUCUACCUGGGCGUGCUCUCGGUGAAGAGCAUCACCCACUACGACCGCAACCUCGUGGCCAUCCUUCUCGAUCGCAAGAACAAAUAA
This is a messenger RNA of Acanthamoeba castellanii str. Neff, 3054 nucleotides long. RefSeq names its product putative peptidoglycan binding domain containing protein. Gene Ontology annotation, cellular component: BLOC-3 complex. Gene Ontology annotation, molecular function: guanyl-nucleotide exchange factor activity. Gene Ontology annotation, biological process: vesicle-mediated transport. NCBI's taxonomy places the organism in Eukaryota, Discosea, Longamoebia, Acanthamoebidae. The transcript is spliced from 17 exons. The coding region runs from base 1 to 3054 and encodes 1017 amino acids. The record is from RefSeq and is a predicted model, not a curated record.